AUCCACCACCGCCCUCACCACAAGUCGUGUCAACCCUUCUCAAGAUAGCAGAACAGUGUCGCUUGUUUUCUCAUCGACAAAUAUGUUUUGUCAAAGUCGACAUUUCCUCUGCUCAUCCAUUCAAUAGAAUACUUCUUCAUCUUCCUUCGUCUUCUCCCUGGAUAUUUUAUGAAAAUUAUGGAAACAGAAAUUUCACUUGAAACCUUGGAGCAACAAUACAUCCUUAAAAUCAAACUUGCCAUUGCUUUCGCUAUUUUGAGAAACAAACCUAAGGAGAUUCCAACCAGCCAAUAUGUUGAGGGCCUCAUGUCGGACUACCAAAAACAGAUUUCUCAUUUGCCAGAUGAUUCUUACGAUACUAACCGAAACCAUUUAAUCAGCUGCCAACAGCAAUUAAUUAAUCAGCUGGAAUCCAGUAAUUUAAUAUUUCGGGAUGCAGAAUCUAGUAAUAUCUUAACACCUCCACCUUCUGGAAAAUGUUUGACUAAUCGGCUAGAUUCAUUAGAUCGUAUGCUAACGAACCAUACCUGUUUCCUGCAGAGUUCAUUUAAUUUAAGAAGUGUUUCAAAUCUUCUCCAAGACCAACAUAAGAUCACCAAAGUUAUUGAACACACAGUGAUUGAUAGCAUCAAGAUCAUUUAUAGUUUCCUCUUAACAGAUAUACAUAAAAUCACUUUACCUUGUGUCAGUUCCACUUUAAAAGCUUCCAUGAAAAUUUGCGAUUUGGCCCCUCACAAUUCAGAUCUCAGAAACAGUUUUAAAACCUUCACUGCUGACUUCCAGAAUACAGUCAUCAAAACCGUGAUAUUAAAUGACAAAAUAACUCAGCUUAAGAAAAGAGACUACAUCAAGUUGUUGAGUGAAUUCAUGCAUUGCCAUGAAACCAAAGAACUGCUUCUGACCACUUUAUAUAACUAUGCCUGCAAAUUCUUCAACUACAUUAAAAAGCUUUCUUUGAAUAUGAGGAACCUUCAGGAUCCGGUCUUCUUUGAAAACAACUAUUUCAUUCUUUGUUGUCUUGCCGAAUGUAUUGCUGAGGUGAUCAAUGACCAUAACUUGAUGCCAUCACAGAACUUCAUUACUGAUUUAACCGAUUCCAUAGAGAACUGCUUCUCUCUAAUAGAAGACACAUUCCCAUUGAUUGCUCAUGCUUUGUGGCAAAUUAUGGUGAUCAUUCAUAAUAUUCCUCCUCUGAACAAAAAUGGUAAAAAUUCAAAUUUAAUUCUAAAGCGUAUUUGAAGACAGAGCACUUUGGUACUGUUUAAUUCAUCAGUCAUAUGUCUUUAUGGAUAAUGGCUAAUGAGACAGAGAUGUGCUGAAAUUGUUAAUUCUCUGUUCUAGAUAAAAGUAUUUAAUAUUGCUACGUUCAGUGUAAAGUUUCUGAUUCAAUCACCAAAGAAGAAGAAUAUCAAGAGAAGAGUGAUGCUUGCCGAUACAUCACUU
Messenger RNA from Octopus sinensis (East Asian common octopus), 1443 nucleotides. RefSeq lists its product as uncharacterized. The transcript has 4 exons. Gene Ontology annotation, cellular component: lateral element. Bases 169 to 1239 code for a protein of 356 amino acids. Gene Ontology annotation, biological process: DNA recombination; homologous chromosome pairing at meiosis; oogenesis. Lineage: Eukaryota; Metazoa; Mollusca; Cephalopoda; Octopoda; Octopodidae. The record is from RefSeq and is a predicted model, not a curated record.